Vigna angularis (adzuki bean) is the source of this 913-nucleotide messenger RNA. Its product is annotated as UDP-glycosyltransferase 83A1. Lineage: Eukaryota; Viridiplantae; Streptophyta; Magnoliopsida; Fabales; Fabaceae. The record is from RefSeq and is a predicted model, not a curated record. The transcript has 2 exons. The coding region runs from base 59 to 547 and encodes 162 amino acids.
UACACUUGAUUCGAGUCUUCCCAAUUGUUCUGUUGUUUCUACCUAUUGAUUCACCAAAAUGGGCAUCCCUCACUUUCUUUGUUUACCAUGUCCAAUUCAAGGACAUGUGAACCCCCUAAUGCAGUUUUCUCUUCUUUUGGCCAAACAUGGUUGCAAGGUCACUUUUGUCCACACAGAGUUCAACCACAGACGAGCCAAUACAGCAGGUGGUGACAACAUGGAGGAGGCACUAGUAGAGGUGGUGACUCUCCCUGAUGGUUUGGACCCUCAGGAUGACAGAAGCGAUGUGGCCAAACUUCUUUUUUCAAUGAAAAGCACCAUGCCUGCUCUGCUUCCAAAGCUCAUACAAGACAUUGAUGCCUCCGAUGUUGAGAACAAGAUAACAUGUAUAAUUGUUACCAUACAUAUGGGUUGGGCUUUGGAAGUAGGAAAUAAAAUGGGAAUCAAAGGGGCUCUUCUCAGUCCACCAUCUGCAACUUCCUUGGCUUUUGCUGCCUGCAUCCCAAACCUUAUUGAAGAUGGCAUUAUUGAUUCUCAUGAAAGAUGACAACAUAUCAGUUUCGUAUAAAGAUGACGACAGAUCAGGUAGAGCAUGGAUAAUGUCUACUUACAACUCGACCACAAAGUUAAAAUCUGACUAUCAACCAGUGCUACCACUACAAAAAUAUGUAAUUUUUCUAGGGGUUUUUUUCAGCAUUACCAGGGGUUUUAACCCCCAAAAAGCACAUUUCCCGCGGUUACAGCAAACCAUUGGGAAAACCACCGUCACAAAAUUACCGACAGUCUUAACCAGGGUUUUUGGAAAACCGCCGGUACUAGCCGGGGUUUCCAAAAAACCGCCGGUACUAGCCGGGGUUUCCAAAAAACCGCUGGUGCUAACCGGGGUUUCCGAAAAACCGCCAGUACUAACCGG